AUGUACCCUUCGUAUAUAAAACAACAUGGCUUUGAUAGCGAACAGACUCGAUUUUCUGGAAAAUAUGGACUUUAUUUAUAUAGGGAUACAAAAUACGAUCGUAAUGAUCAGCCUACAGGAAUUCCAGCACUUUUUAUUCCCGGUAACGCUGGUAGUUACAAACAAGUUCGUUCGAUAGCUUCUGAGACGUCGGAACUGUACUAUGAUACAAUUUUAAAGGAAUUCGGCUCGCAGAACAGUGGUGUAAGACCAAUUGAUUUUUUUACAGUCGAUUUCAAUGAAGAAUUUUCUGCUCUUCAUGGACAUUCUUUACUUGAACAAGCGGAAUAUCUAAAUGAUGCUAUUAGAUAUAUUUUGUCUUUAUACCCAGCAGCUAGGAAAAAUCAACAAGCAGAUCCAUCAACACAACCACUUCCUGAUCCUACUGCCGUAAUUAUUAUUGGUCAUUCGAUGGGUGGUGUUGUUGCAAGAACGCUAUUUACGAUGCCAAAUUAUCAACCUGGGUCUAUUAAUACCAUUUUAACAAUGGCGACACCACAUAUAUUACCACCGGCUCCAUUUGAUUGGCAAAUUAGUAAAAUUUAUACUGACAUUAAUGAUUUCUGGAGAAAUGGUUAUUCUCAGAGUGUAACACUACAGAACUCACUCGCAGACGUUACUUUAAUCUCUAUAGCUGGUGGGAAUUUAGAUACAGUAGUUUGUUCUGACUCCGCCAAUAUAAACACACUUGUUCCUGCGUCUCAUGGUUUCACUGUUUUUACAACGUCUAUACCUAAUGUAUGGACUUCAAUGGAUCACCAAUGUAUCUUAUGGUGUAAUCAGUUAGUUAAGGUAGUUGCAAAGUCUUUGUUAGGGAUUGUUGACAUAAGACGUGCCGGCCAAACAGAACCAAGUCAAAAAAGGAUGACUGUGUUUCGUAAAAUUUUUUUGACCGGCCUUGAAGAUCCAGUAGACCUCGAUUUCAAUAUACCAAAGAGAGAUCCUUUUGGAAUCAUAAAUUUUGGAAAGGUUUCAUAUCAGUUUUUAGAUAUGGGGCAAAGACUUGUAAUAAAUGGUUCUGUUUCAGCGGCGAAAGCAUAUUUAAUGCCAAUACCACCGCCAGCACCGCAUUCUACCUUGAACACAUUCUCUUUUUUAACGGAUCAACCUCUUUUAAAAGGCUCUGGUUUAGACAUUCUUUUAUGUGAUGUGAUGACAAAAGAAAUCCCUGAACACAAUAAUAAAAUAGAUCUUUCUGUAAACGAUUUAACAUUACCAACUGCACCUAGGCUUUCAUGCUAUUCAGUAUCUAAUGAGGCGUCAUUAGUACCCGCUUCGAGAAGUGAUAUUAAAAGUAUUAUACAUGAUAAAUCUUUUAGCUUUUUGAAACUUAAAGUUAAAGAAUUAGGCGAUUAUCAAUAUAUUGCAGUCGUGUUUUCAAAAGAACUCGUAAAUGGUUUUUUAAUUGGCGAGUUUUUUGAUGAAAGAAUCACAUUAGCCGAUAUCAACACAUCAAUGAAAGACCUUUUAAUAGAUGGCAUUCAUAUUGACGCAUUUCCUGAACACAUGGCUUUAUUGUCAAUGUUACGAAUUCCAGUUAUCGACAGCAGUUUGUUAACUUAUAAGAUGUCUAUCCGUCGCACCGGAUGUGUUGAUCAACAAAUAUUCGCACCAUUCUUAAGACAAUCUAUAUCUACAAUGUACGAAUCAAAGUUUAUUGUUAAUGUUGAUGAUUCAGAUUUAAAUAUUCACGGGCAAGCUCCAUUUGUCACGCCGGUCAGUGCCCCUAAUUCUAGGAGGGGAUUAGAAUUACAGUUCUGGAUGGAUCCUACUUGUUCUGCACCAUUAUCGUUAGAUAUUGAAUUAGAUUUAUACGGUAGUUUGGGUAAAAUAGUUAUGAGGUUCCAAAUGGUUGCGGCAGCAUUUCCUUUCAUUAUUGUUGUAAUGACAUUGAGGGCUCAACUUAGAGAGUAUGAUCGUGGGGGACCAUUUGUGAGCUUUGGACAUGGAUUAGCACUUUUUAUUCGUCAAACAUUUCUUAAAUUUCUUGUUAUAGUUUCAAUGCUAUCAAUUUAUCAGUCCAUCACCAAAGCUUCGAAAACAUAUUCAUUAGUAGAUUUAUUUCCAAUGGAUUAUGCACCAGGAGACAUGCAAAAAGUCAUUAAGGCCAAAUCCUCAUUCAAUGUGAAUGACACGCUUCUAGGAAAUCAAGAUCCAUUUUUUUGGUUUCUUCCACCAAUGUUUUUUAUUAUGAGUGUUGGAAUAACAACUUUGUGUUGGUUUAUACUGAGUGGUAUUGUGAGAAUUUUGACGUUUGCUGUGGUUUUUAUUAAUCGCCGAGCAAAAUGUGUGAUACGCUUAGUAAACAGGCCUUCAGAAACUAAAGCGUCUAUACUGCUUCGUCGUGCAGUAACCACAAUAAUACUGUUUAUUUUGGUUGCAUCUUUUGUACCAUAUCAAUUUGCCUACAUAGUUGCCUUUUUUGUUCACUUUGUGUCAUGUGUGCGUUCCUUAGCUGUUGCUAGCUAUGGGCAUAAAUCUUUAAAUACACAAGAAAGCUGGGAUCGCUACCACUAUUUACAAUCAAUACUUGUUCUUUUGUUCAUGCUUUUGCCGCUUAAUUUACCUGUAUUGAUGGUUUGGAUACGAAAUAUGUCAGUUCAUUGGUUUGCACCAUUUUCAUGGGAUCACAGUAUAAUGGCAAUAGCCCCGGUUAUAUUUUAUGUUGAAAUUAUAACAAGUGGUAAAAUGUUACCAAGAUCCACCGGCAG
Molecule: messenger RNA, 2750 nt
Organism: Racocetra persica
Lineage: Eukaryota; Fungi; Glomeromycota; Glomeromycetes; Diversisporales; Gigasporaceae
Source: the annotation of a GenBank genome assembly